CAUUUGGUUAAAAAGAUAAGAGUCAAGAUAGAAUAAGUAGUAUAUGAAAUAAAAAGUAGUCAACGUUUUAAGAAUAAUGCAGAAAGAAAGAUAAAAAUUACUAAAGCGAAGUUUACAAUUUUUUAAGCUAUAUUUAAGUAAUUUGACAAAUUUAUUUCAUUGAUAAAAGCAUUUAAUUUUCCUAUAAAAUACGUAACAGAAAUCUUUGAUACAAACAAAUAAUCAAUCAGGAGAAGUACUGGAUUGUAAUAACAAGUCUCAUAAAUAGAAACUUAAAUAAAUUGAAACGACAAUGGCAACCACAGAAAAUACUGUUCCAUCUGGGCCAAGCAAUUUUCCUUCCAUACCUCCUCCCCCAUCUAGCGGUCAAGCUCAACCAAGCCUAGCCCAAAAACGGUUACAACAGACACAAGCUCAAGUUGAUGAAGUUGUUGGUAUUAUGAAAGUUAAUGUAGAAAAAGUUUUGGAAAGAGAUCAGAAACUAACGGAAUUAGAUCAGCGGGCGGAUGCAUUACAACAUGGGGCAUCGCAAUUCGAACAACAAGCUCAAAAACUGAAGCGAAAACAUUGGUGGGCCAAUAUUAAAAUGAUGAUAGUCAUGGGAGUGAUUGGAGUCGUUUUAUUAAUCAUAAUAAUUGUAUUAUUAUUCAACUGAUUUUCACAACUAUAAAAUACUGUUAAAUGAUGAAAUUAAAAAUGAACAGUGAAUCUAUUAUAUCUAUAAAUUCCAGAAGACUUAGAAAUUAAAAUAUUAAAUAGACAUCCUACAACUUGAUAAUGUUUAAUCGUAAUAUAUUCUGAUUUCUUAUGAACACAUAUUUUUGUCUUCUUAAACCCUCUUGUUAUAUUAUAAACGUAAUACACACAUACGUGUAGCAUAGUAUGUUUUUAUAUUUUAGAAAAGUUUUUUCUUAUAUUAUUUUUUUUUUCACAAAAAAAUUCAAAUAGUAUCAUUGUUCCUUUUCUAGCAAAUUUAAAUCUAAUAAAUCCCUUUUAUGGAAAAAAAUAUGAAAAAUAUAUAAAUAUGUAAUUUAUAAUAACUCGGUUAUUUUAAAAAAAUAUAAG
Molecule: messenger RNA, 1065 nt
Organism: Condylostylus longicornis
Lineage: Eukaryota; Metazoa; Arthropoda; Insecta; Diptera; Dolichopodidae
Product: synaptobrevin-like
Exons: 4
Coding region: 293-655 (120 amino acids)
Biological process (GO): vesicle fusion; vesicle-mediated transport
Cellular component (GO): SNARE complex; plasma membrane
Molecular function (GO): SNAP receptor activity; syntaxin binding
Source: RefSeq, a predicted model, not a curated record